UUCUAGAUGAGGGAGGGCAGGAUGAGGGUAAAGUGCAAGUUCAGUCACCAGCUCAAGAAUGUACCCUCCCAAGGGAGUGUGCUUAUCAAAGCCCACAAAUCUAAAGAUCCCCUGCCCAACUUCUGAAGCAGCCUAUGCAGGCAGCCCUCUACACGGCGAACGCAAGGGCAUUCUAUUUCUGUGCCUCAAGAUAAAACUCAACCUUUGUUCUGAAAAUACUAACCAUGCCCUACAGCGGGUGAGAGCUUAAAAAGAAAAAAAAAAGAACAAACAAUUCUAGCACAUUUCUUGCGUGAGGCAGCAGCCUUUCCCUAGACAACAGCAGCCAAAGAGAAGGAAGGUUCAGUUUCCCUGAAGAAGGAAGGUGGAAUGGCUAUUUAGGUUUUGUGGAAUGAGCUGAGCACAUUAAAUCUAGUAAUUUUAUAAGUUUCUAAAAGAAAAACAGACUUUGACGUCAAGGAGAGCCCCAAGGAAGACUGUUUCUACUAGGAACUCCAUCAAACAACAGGAAGGGAAAAUUAAAAUGUACAGUUCUGGAAACGAGCCCCAGGCUUUUGAUGUGCUGUUUGCGUUGGUCCUGAUUUCUUUGUCUGGAAUCCACAUGAGUUGUUUCACAGACAAAUGUAGGAACAGCUGUAACCGACUCUCCCCCUGCCUUCCUUUCCAGCUGCAAUCUCAGAAAAGCAGCACCAAAGCUGCCUUCUCUGGCCUGGGCUUCUCAGGUUUUAGAAUCCCCUUCCUUGCCUUCUGCCCAUGAGAUCCUCGAUAAGAUCCCAGCGGGGCUUAGAGAAAAAGACUAAGUGAAAUCAGGCUGGGACUUGUACACCACAUCUCUGCUUCGCUGUCAGCUGCCAUCUGCUUUAAGUAGUCCUUUUGUGGUCACCUGUGCUCAAAUAGCCUCUGAAGAAGAGAAAGUCUCCGUCCUUUUACUGAUGCCAAAAUGGAGGCCCAUGGAAGCUGGCUAGUAGCAAAAAUAACAAGCUUGUUUAAUUGGUGGGCCUUGAUUGUUAGGAUUUUAAGACAGUACUAUCAGUAAACAAGGGACGGUAACGUUUCUACAUAUAGGAUGUGCUCUCACAAGCCUCAGCACCGAAGGAGAAAUGCCAUCAAGUCGGCACCUGCCACCUGCUAGGGGUCAACCAAUUUAACAACUAGAACUAAAUAUUACAUUCCAUAUUUUAAGUAAUUUUAAGUAGAAUACCAAUCAAACUUUAAAUGGCCCGUGUCCUCCAUAAGCUAAUAACGUCAUUCAUCAGACCAAAUUAUAUCUCAGUCAAGGUGGAAGCCUGUGGCCAUGGGCUAGUAGCUAACCGGGAAAAUGUGAAAGAAAUACUUUUCAAGGUGUUUUAGUAAUACUGAUGUUCAUAUGUUAUGGAAAUGUUGAUAAAUGCCAUUUAAGUUAUAUUAUUAAGGUAGCCGCAGGGAAAAGGCGAACGGCGCGCUCGUGACGUCAUUUCGCCGCGACCCUCUUAGCGUAGUUUUCAGGUUGCUCCUGGAAACCAUGCCGAAAGUAGUGUCUCGGUCAGUAGUCUGCUCUGACACUCGGGACCGGGAGGAAUAUGACGACGGUGAGAAGCCCCUCCAUGUGUACUACUGUUUGUGCGGCCAGAUGGUCCUAGUGCUGGACUGUCAGUUAGAGAAAUUGCCUAUGAGGCCCCGGGACCGGUCCCGUGUGAUUGAUGCUGCCAAACAUGCCCAUAAGUUUUGUAACACAGAAGAUGAAGAGACUAUGUAUCUGCGGAGACCUGGAGGCAUUGAACGACAGUACAGAAAGAAAUGUGCAAAGUGUGGACUGCCGCUCUUCUACCAAUUCCAGCCGAAGAAUGCUCCUGUUACCUUCAUUGUGGAUGGAGCAGUAGUUAAGUUUGGCCAGGGCUUUGGGAAAACGAACAUAUAUACUCAGAAACAAGAGCCUCCUAAGAAGGUGAUGAUGACCAAACGGACCAAAGACAUGGGCAAGUUCAGUUCUGUCACUGUGUCUACCAUUGAUGAAGAGGAAGAGGAGAUUGAGGCUAGGGAAGUUGCUGACUCGUAUGCACAGAACGCCAAAGUGAUUGAAAAACAGCUAGAGCGCAAAGGCAUGAGCAAGAGACGACUACAAGAGCUGGCUGAACGGGAAGCCAAGAAAGCGAAAAUGAAGGGGACCUUGAUUGACAACCAGUUCAAAUAACCAGGCCUUUUUCUGAGCCCUAGACUGGAGGCAAGCAUUUAGAUCAGGAGACAAAGUAAUUUCUCGAUUACAUAGACUGGUUCCUAUUUAUGUAUUAGCAGAAGGCUUUAUGUUGUUUCCCACUGAUUCUCCUACAUGCAGUGAGGUCUUUUAACUGAGUGCAUUUGACCUGCUUUCUAGGAGAUGAAUUUUUCUCUAUUUUUUUCUGUUUUUGUUUUUUUUCUAUUUUCUCUAUUUAGGUUUUCUGUACUUUUUUUUUUGUCCAUUUAAUGCAAACUUAUUCAGCUGUGUAGAAACUUUAUGAAUAGAUCAGUGCUUGAGUGUCUCCAGUCUCUAAAGUGGCUGGUUUUAUUCUUUCUUCAAAGUUAAUAACAUGUUUCAAGAUUUUUGGACAAAAUAUUAUGGUGUGUCAUAGAGAAAAGCAGCAUGAAUUGUAUUUAAGUAUAGCAAGUCAGAUCCUUUGAAGUGACUCUGUCUCUGUUCUUAGAAGGGUUCUUGGAAUUGGCCGUGGUUUGAAUCUUUCACUGUCAGAGGAGACCCAUUAAAAGCCAGAAUCUGCUUUCUUUACUUCACACACUGAAGCUAUAGGUGAGCCAUCCCAUGUCAGACUUUAUACUCAAAGAAGGAAAAGCCAGAUUGCAGUGAGGGAGUAGGACAGCUGAGAUCCGAAUGAAAAUGGGGUCUCAAUAGGUAACCCAAGGGAGCUACCCUCUAGUAGGACAGCUAGUACUGCUUCCUUGCAUGGACACAUGGGAGGGAGAUGUUAUAGAUUAAUAAAUAAAUGACAGUGAGAUAAACAAAA
Cercocebus atys (sooty mangabey) is the source of this 2972-nucleotide messenger RNA. Its product is annotated as UPF0428 protein CXorf56. The record is from RefSeq and is a predicted model, not a curated record. Lineage: Eukaryota; Metazoa; Chordata; Mammalia; Primates; Cercopithecidae. Bases 1502 to 2170 code for a protein of 222 amino acids. The transcript has a single exon.